ACAACAUCAUCAGCAGUAGCAGCAUCAACAGGAACAUCACCACCAGGAGUGGUUGCAGCAGCAGCAGCAGCAGCAGUAGCACCACCACCACCACCAGCAGCAGCAGCAGCAGCAGCAGUAGUAGUAUGUCCUGCACCGCGCUGCUUGGACACACAGCGAUGGGGCGGCUUGGAUUAGCAGUCGCUGUUAUCGUCUGCCUAGCCGCGACUACGUGCUUCUCAACAGCAGCAGCAGCAGCCGAAGACGGAGACGGACGCAUGCGCUUGUACGACGACGGCAUCAACAGCGACAUCUCCGGCCUUCUCUGGCGAAUCAAGCAGCAGCAGAAGCGCCCCCUGGACGCGGACCCGGCGCCGGCAGAGGGCGUUCGCUACUGGUGGAUGGACAAGCGAUUCACGCGUCCUAUGCGCUACCAUCACUUUUACUACGGCGGCGAGUUCCGGCCAGGCUACGGCGAUCCCUACGCUCAGCUCGACCGCAGCGCAGGAUUCAUUCCGGCGGCGAUCGACGACGACGACGACGACGACGACGUCAGCGGACGCGUCGUCGGCGACACGCUCGAUAAGAAGACGCUCUUCGGUCGGUCGCGCAACUCCAGAGGGCGCGGGCGAGGCCAGGGCACCGUGCUCGACCCGGCCUGGAGCUGGGCGGGGCUCGGCAGGAGAAGGCGGAGGUAG
Messenger RNA from Priapulus caudatus, 677 nucleotides. RefSeq lists its product as uncharacterized. Lineage: Eukaryota; Metazoa; Priapulida; Priapulimorpha; Priapulimorphida; Priapulidae. The transcript is spliced from 2 exons. The record is from RefSeq and is a predicted model, not a curated record. The coding region runs from base 126 to 677 and encodes 183 amino acids.